AUGGAUAUCGAGUUUCAAGAAUCCGAUGUAGUUUUCACCGAUCAAGAUCAGGCAACCCCGGAUCGGAGCAGCGAUGAGGACGAACGGGACUACUACAGUUUCUGCCAUACAAUGGUGGUGCCGAUCCACGACAACAACUCGUGGGUGCGAGGCAGAUCGAAGAAGAAGAAGGCCAAGAAGAAGAGAAGGACGAAUUCGCCACCCGUCGAUAUCCCGGAAACUUUUGUCUGGUCCCCUGAAUCUGACUAUGCUUUUGAGGAGGGGGACGACAAAGGGGUGGUCGUGCCGCCGCACUUGAUCAUCGGGCAGCGCGUAGCUGCGAGGAUGGCGUCCUCGGUGUGCUUCAGCCAUGGGAGGUUGCUUAAGGGGAGAUAUUUGAGCGAAGUGCGGGAUUCAAUUCUUAGAAUGACGGGCUUUUUGGAGUCGUGA
Molecule: messenger RNA, 429 nt
Organism: Rhodamnia argentea
Lineage: Eukaryota; Viridiplantae; Streptophyta; Magnoliopsida; Myrtales; Myrtaceae
Exons: 1
Coding region: 1-429 (142 amino acids)
Source: RefSeq, a predicted model, not a curated record